Molecule: messenger RNA, 1398 nt
Organism: Thlaspi arvense
Lineage: Eukaryota; Viridiplantae; Streptophyta; Magnoliopsida; Brassicales; Brassicaceae
Source: the annotation of a GenBank genome assembly
AUGAAAGUGUUUCUGAACAUACGACGGAGGAGAUUCGAGAUUGAAUGGGUUAUGGUGCUAAGUUUGGGGAAUCUUAAUUUCUCACUCAAGAGGUUUGGAAGUUCACGGGGGCAAAAGGAAAAGAAGCGGGCACAAAUAUUCAGAUGGGAUUUUUAUAGGAGAUCGAGGAUUCAUAUUGAGGCAAUCAACAAGAUUCGUCUGAAGCUAAGAUUCUGGGUAUCUCGGACUUGCGAAGGAAGAUUAAAUGGAUUGAUAUCUUGUCAGGGAAGACCAAUCAUGAUUCAGGGAAUAAAGGAAUUAAAAGCUAACAUCUUUGUCCGUGUGUUACGGUCGGAAGGUUUGGAAGGUGCCCGAUUUGGAAUAUGGGUGAUUGCAACUUCCCCUGUCCUGAAGAAGAGAAAUAAGGAAAGUCUCUUGGUGGCCAUGAUGGAGGUAAUGGGAUAUGAUGGGAUAUUAGGGAAGGGCACUCUGACGCCGCGGCUAAAGAUUACAUUACCCAGCUUUGACAACUCCGAGCUCAUUAAAGGCUAUCAACGCCCUCUUAUUGGUCGGUGUAUGAAUCCGACAGCUCAAGAGAUGAAUGCGCUUCUGUUCAUGAUGCCGAGGAUAUGGAAGGUGGAAGACCGUGUGGCAGGAGCGGAUCUAGGGAUGGAGAGGUUUCAGUUUGAUUUUGAUGAAGAAGAGGAUAUACAAGCGAAGAGAAAGAAGACGGGGGUUCAAAGAGUUAUAAAGGAGCUCUUGGGGGCGCGGGAGGAAGCGGAAAAAUUCAAACAGAUCAGCAUCGCUCACAAGGGGAGCUACAUAAAGGCAAAGGAGGAUGGGAAACGGUUUCGUGGGGCAACACGAAGCAUUCAUCGCCCUACGGAAGAUCCAAAAAUUGGCUCAACGAGGCUUCGGGAAACACGAGAAAAGAAAGCAGAGAACAAGACUGACGGGAGUGACAAAGAUAGCCCACCACAACAGUCAGCAAAGAAGGUUAGGAAGGGUUUACUUUUUGUGAAAACAGCUACGGGAGGAGGGGAUGAUUUAGGCAUCGGAUGCACUCAAAUAAUCGAGGAGGCAAUAGGGGAGACAGUCGUAGCUACAGAGGAGUCAGAUGUUCGGAUGGAGGAACAAGGAGGAAUAGAGGACGAGCUGAUCGUCGAUUAUGGUUCUGAGCAGGAAGGCCUCAUGGAUGACAUUUCUGGGGGUUUUGAUCUAGCGGAGUUGGAGAAAACAGUGGAGGAGGCGGGUGAGUCUCACCGGCCCAGCAUUGAUAAUAUUGAAUUAGGAUCGUUACAUAUUGACCAGGAGGAAGUACAGCUUGGUGUGGAGGAUAUGGAGAAGCUCCCUAAUGAGUUGAUCAAGGCCCCAAUCAAAGCAGGAGCAAAGAAGCGGGGUGCAGCAAAGGAGGAGUGA